AUGUUCAGGCAACCUUUUGUGUCAAUCCCAGGGAGCUUCGACGGCUCCAGUGGAAUCUUGAAAAGGAAGCUCGUUGGGGAGGACUUCGGAUCAGCGACCACUUUCAAUUCGACUAUCGGAAAACGAAAGCGCUCAAAAUACAAUGAAGUUCCUCACCUUCCAUCCACGCAGUACAGUAAAUCGGAAAACUUACUUGAAGUCCGAGUGCUAGAGGAUCCAGUAUGGCCAGCUACUACGGCAGUCUACGUUUCAGGUCAUGAGACACAGGCACUGAGCGAUAGCGGGAAAUUCGGUGUCUUGCCGUCCGAUCAAGAAGCCAAUGGCUGCUACAAGAAAUCCCAACUCGACCUACGGCGCAUGUGGCAUGAUCCUCCUGCACAUCACACCGCCGAUGAAGAUUCGGACAGCGCUACGCGAAAGACUACACGAAACCUCAAAACAGACUCUAUGACCGUCGUGGAGCGGAAGCAUUUCUUCAUCCAUACUCCAACUGAAGGCAUGAAAGCAGCGACGAAGAAGUAUCUCUCUGAUAUCUACCAGCUCCUGGACAUGUCUGGAUCGAAUGACGACUGUCGACUGCAUCCUACGCCACCACAGUGCAAUGGGAAGCCUGUAAGGGCGAUCCCCUUCGGUUUCAAUUGGAGUGACGAUCAUGGGUUCCACAGGCUAACCGUCGAUUGGGGGAUUGUAGCUCUGGUCGUUCGCCAACAGCUGACAGAUGACCAGAUGGACGGGUUUAUCAACAAAUCCUGGCACCUAAGCCACCUCUGCGGCAAUUGGACUUGCUGCAACUGGAGGCAUUUUACGGUGGAGAGCGGGCCUAUUAACUGCGGCCGCAAUGGAUGCUUCAACUUUCCUGUGAAGUGUACGCACAAUCCUCCAUGCAUGAAAGAAAAGAAGCGGCAACUGCUGGUUACAAACAAUAUACGCAGCGAAAUCAGCAAGGCUAUCACUUCGCUCGGUGGUAUCCUCUCAUACGAAGCUUUCCACGCACUUGCGGAGUACGAUAUCCGGUUGGUGGAAUGCUUCUGGGAGAACAGCAAACGAGGGUUUUGCGCAUUCUGUGGACGCUCUGAUGACAAAGCCCACAUCUGCUCGAGUCUGAGCUCUCUCGUUGACUGCAAAGUCAUGCUAAGAGCUUUCAAGCAAUGCGUUAAGCCCACAUCGGAGGUGAGAGAAGCUAUCGGAUACCUGGUCAAGAUCAGGGAAGACUUGGAGAGAGGCAGUACAGUCAAGGACAAAACAUUGACGGAAUGGCUAUUUAGUCCGGGAAGAUGCACAGAGCUAGAGCAGACGUCUCCGCCGCUAAAAAAGACGAGGGGAGAGCUGAGGAAGAAGCGCCCUGAGUUGCCUUCUUAG
Letharia columbiana is the source of this 1359-nucleotide messenger RNA. RefSeq lists its product as uncharacterized. Bases 1 to 1359 code for a protein of 452 amino acids. The transcript is spliced from 2 exons. Gene Ontology annotation, molecular function: endonuclease activity. The record is from RefSeq and is a predicted model, not a curated record. Lineage: Eukaryota; Fungi; Ascomycota; Lecanoromycetes; Lecanorales; Parmeliaceae.